Messenger RNA from Numida meleagris (helmeted guineafowl), 7178 nucleotides. RefSeq names its product RNA guanine-7 methyltransferase (gene RNMT). Gene Ontology annotation, molecular function: mRNA 5'-cap (guanine-N7-)-methyltransferase activity. The record is from RefSeq and is a predicted model, not a curated record. Gene Ontology annotation, cellular component: nucleus. Bases 150 to 1397 code for a protein of 415 amino acids. Gene Ontology annotation, biological process: 7-methylguanosine mRNA capping. Lineage: Eukaryota; Metazoa; Chordata; Aves; Galliformes; Numididae. The transcript has 11 exons.
GCGCUCUCAACGCGCGCGUGCGCAAUGCCGUCUUCUCCUCCCGGAUGUGACGUCUCCGCGGCAGAGGCGUCACUUCCGCAAACAGGAUGGAGGAGGGCCGCGUUGGUUUAAUAUUUUGAUCAACAGUUAGGGAAUUUAACCUGUCAAAAAUGGCAGACUUAACCAAGACUGAAGAAAAGGAUGUAGAGAAGAGUUUGGAUGAAGAAGUGGAGAGAACAUCUCACGCUUCAGAGGCAGAUUUGGGUAUCAAUUUGGAAGGCAAUAGCUCAACUUCAGGUACAGCACACUCCACUGAAAAUGAGAAAAAACUUGCUAGUGGUGAUCAGGGCAGUGGCCUGAAAAGGAGUACAGCAGAUGCUGAAGAUGAACCUCCUAAGAAAGUUCCAAGAGAGGCAGGCCAUGGGCAAGCUGUAGCUGCACAUUAUAAUGAGCUUCAAGAAGUUGGGUUGGAAAAACGCAGCCAGAGUCGCAUAUUCUACCUCCGAAACUUUAAUAACUGGACAAAGAGUGUCCUCAUUGGGGAAUUUAUAGACCGUGUACGACAGAAGAAGAGUGAUAUUACUGUUCUGGAUCUAGGAUGUGGCAAAGGUGGAGACUUACUGAAAUGGAGGAAAGGCAGAAUUAAAAAACUUGUCUGUACGGAUAUUGCUGAUAUUUCUGUGCAGCAGUGCAAGCAGCGAUAUGAAGACAUGAAAGCACGAUGUCGCUAUAAUGAACGUAUUUUUGAUGCGGAAUUUAUACAAGCAGAUAGUACCAAGGAUCUUCUGUCUUCCAAAUACAGUGAUCCAGACACACGCUUUGACAUUUGCAGCUGUCAGUUUGUUUACCAUUACUCAUUUGAGACAUAUGAGCAGGCUGACAUGAUGCUUAAAAAUGCCUGUGGGAACCUCUCUCCUGGAGGUUAUUUCAUUGGCACAACUCCAAAUAGCUUUGAGCUUGUAAAACGCCUUGAAGCUUCAGAAACAAAUUCAUUUGGGAAUGACGUAUACAGUGUAAAAUUUGAGAAGAAGGGAGAAUAUCCCUUGUUUGGCUGCAAAUACGAUUUCCACUUAGAAGAAGUGGUUGAUGUUCCCGAGUUCUUGGUUUAUUUUCCGUUACUGGAAGAAAUGGCGAAGAAGCAUGGCAUGAAGCUAGUUUACAAAAUGACAUUUCGGGAAUUUUAUGAAGAAAAGAUCAAGAAUGAGGAGCAUAAGAUGCUGCUAAGAAGAAUGCAGGCCUUGGAGCCAUAUUCUACAUUUGGUGAUUCCAAGCUUGCCUCUGAUAAACCUGAUGAUUAUGAGCAUGCAAAAGAGUUUAUCAAAGAUGGCAAGGCAAAGUUACCAUUGGGAACGCUGAGUAAAUCUGAAUGGGAAGCAACAAGUAUUUACUUGGUAUUUGCCUUUGAGAAGCAGCUGUGAAACUUCACAUACUGGAUUCAGCAAGAGGAGAUCAUAUCCACGUGCAAGUUGGAGCGGUCAGAAAUCCAUUGUGGCAACUAUUUUUUUAUUUUUAUUUUUUAAUUAUCAGAAGUGUGCAGGACACUACCAAAAACGAGAGCAAGCUCACGAUUCUGAUAUACAUUGCCUGUCUGUGACAGAUGGACUUGUGUGUGUAUAUAUAAGAAUGAUUCUGAACCAGUCUUUUUAAGCAUUUGUAAGCAAUCUGAAUGCUCUCAAAACUUAUGUUUGAACUUGACACAAAUACAUGUUAGAAAAAAAUGUUUUGUUAGUAUUAUGUUUGUGAUUACCAGCCUGAUGCUGCAGUUUCUGAAGUUGAUGGAAAAUGACUGUUAACUUCAGUGAUGCAGAAUGAGGGCCUAAAUAUUGUAAUGCAAAGCUCAGUUAGUUCAUAAUGAGAUAUAUUCAGACAUGUAGGGUAUGUCUACAUUGCAUGCAGAGCUAAGUGACAAACAAUACCCAAGUUAGUUUGAGUACUUACGUGCUGUGCUCCAGCCUGCAGUGUAAAUCUACCUUAGUGAUAUUCAUAGUGUAGUUUACAUGGUAAAUUUUCAUGAUGUUUUUGGUGUUUGUUUUUUUUGCUUGCUGAUAUAUAGUGUCACUUCAUGGUGCUUCCAAGAUUAAACAAGUUUGUUGUGUACAAAGUUGCUCUAAAAGAACUGAAUUUCUGAAGUUUUAAAAAUCUUCAUUUUUCCUAGUAUAACUAUACGGUAAUCAAUAACAGCUGCUGAACUUAAAUUCCUGAACAUUUUCUAUUAUAUUAAAGACUGUCUUGACUUUUUGGUAGUUUUGAUGUCUCUUGAAACUUAUUAGACGGAUCUUAGGAUGUGUCUUGCUUGUUUCAUAAAAUUCCAAAUAGGCUUGGCAGAAGAAUGAGCUCUUAGUGGUGAUGGGGAUUUCACUGCAGUCCUUAAAGCAUUAAGAACAUGAUAAAGUACUGGAUCAUGAGCCAAAAAGGGAACCUGUAUAACAGCUGUGGGUACUGGAAAUUCACUCUGGUAGGGAUGGUUGCAUAUGUGCACACACGCCAUUAGAUGUAGGAAAUAAUUCCAAAGUGAGAGCCAAAUAUUCUGUUUGGGAAUAUAAACUAAUGCUGUUGAUAGGCAGAAUGAUACCUAACUCCUGUCCUGUUGCCUGCCACUCUCUUGGAGUUGGCACGGGGAUUUCUGUCACGGUGUUUACUCUUCCUUCAUCAUGCCAGUAGCUACCCACCAGUGAGAAGGUGUGGGUUACUUCAGGAUUUUUCUCUCCCUUCUUGAGCUAAGAGAUGUUUUUUGAUGCUGUUGGCUAUUUUAGUUUACAUACAGAUUAAAUGAUGGUGUUGAUGGCACACGAGUAUUUUUGCAAACCUAUAAUAAACCUAGAAAAGUAGUGUCACAGUCACGAGCACUACUAAAAUUUAAAAAAAGGCAAUAUUUUUUUUUACUAGAAAUAGUACUUAAGAAACUACUUGAAGUGUGCCAACACUUAAGAAGUGCUGAAGUGUUUCACUAAUUUCUUGUGCAUCAAAGCUGUUUUGUUAGAUUUCUUAUAUCUAAGUUUCAUUUGAAAGUACAUAGAUAUGCUAUUUUUGGAAGAAAUUAGAAUAAUAAAAAGGGGAGAAGUACAGUGGAGUGUCUUCUUUUAAGCUAAUUUCAGCAUAUUGGAAAUGAAAAUAAUGGAAUGGUUGAGAUCUGGAGGGGCACCUCUGGACAUUGUCUGAACUAACCCUUCCCCCUUCAAGCAGGCAACCUGUACCAUUGCUCGGUCACUCCCAUAGUAAAGAUGUGUUUGAUGUUUAGAUGGCAUCUCCUGUGUUUCAGUUUGUGCCAUUUGCCACCAGUCACACAUUACACAUUAGCCACCUUUUUUGGCAAGUGCAUGCUGCUGUCUUGUGUUCAAUUGGAGUCCACUAGAACCCCCAGUUCUUUUUCUGCAAAUCUGCCUUCCAGCUGGGUGGCCCACAGCAUGUACUGGUGGUCCCUGUCAUUGUUCUUCACCCGGUACAAGGACUUAGCACUUAACUGAAUUGUGUGAGGUUUCUAUUAGCCCAUUUCUCCUGCUUGUUGAGCUCCGUCUGGAAAGCUGCAGAACCCUCUGGUGUAUUGGCUAUUCCUCCCAGUUCUGUGUUAUUAGCAAACUUACUUGCGGAGGUUGUACUGUACCCCAUCCAGAUCAUUAAUGAAGAUGUUGGACAGGAUUGGACCUGGUAUUGACCACUUGGGUAGGCUGCUAGUUACUGGCUCCCAACUCCACUGAUCACUAUGCUCUGGGACUGUCUCUUCAAUUUCACCCAUUCUUCCUUAUCUGCUUGUCCAGCCUGUACUUAGUCAGCUUUUUCUAGGAGGAUCUUUGGAUAGACAGUGUCAAAAGUUUUCCUGAACUCUAGGUAGACAAUAUCUGCUACUUUCCCCUCAUUUACCAGGCCAGUUAUUUCAUAAUUAAAGUUUAUCAAGUUGGUCAAGUGUAACUUACUGUUGGUAAAUCUGUGCUAUCGACGAUUUUCUUAUCCUUCACAUACUGGAAUUGGUUUCCAGGAUUAGCUGCUCCAUUACCUUCCCAAUGAUUGAGGUGGGGCUGGUUGGCCUUCUUGAUAGGAGUGACACUGGAUUUUCUUAGUCCUUUGGCACCUCUACCAGUUAAAAUGAUCAUUAAAGGAUUAUCAAGAGUGGCCUUGCAGUGACACCAGACAGCUCCCUCACCACUUGGGCAUCCCAUCAGGGCCUAUAGACUUUGUAUGUCCAGUUUGUUUAUAUAUUCUCUGAACUGAUCCUCUUCUAUCAUGGGUACAUCUUUCUUGUUCCAGUUUCCCCCCUGGUCUUUGGGACCUAAGAUUUGUGAAAGACAAUCUUACUCAUAAACACUGAGGCAAAGAAGGCAUUCAGUAUCUCAGCAUUUUUCCUGUCUUUUGUCACUGGGUCCCCCAUCCCAUUCAGAGUGCAUCCACAUUUUCCCUGCUCUUGCUUCUGUGACUUAGGCACCUACAGGAACAUUUCUCAGUGUCUUCAACAUCCUUAGCUGGAUUCAGUUCAAGCUGGACUUCUGGCCUUUCUAAAUGCCUCUCUUUAUACUUGGACAGCAUCUGUAUUCCUACUAGAUUGCCUGUCCCUGCUUCCACUAUUUGUAUGCAUCCUUUUAGUGUUUGAGUUUUGCAAGGAGCAAAUUGCUCAUCCAUGCAGGCCCCCUGACAUUUUUCCUGACUUCCUUCUUGUUAGGAUAGACCAUUUCUGAGCUUGUGGGAAGCGAUACUUCAAUAUUAAAUUUGCUUUCAUGGGCCCCUCUUUCCUCCAGGACCUUAUCCCACAGAACUCUUUCAAGCAGAUCUUUGAAGAAGCCACAGUCUGCUCUCCUGAAGUCCAACACUGUGACCUUGUUUUUCAUCCUCCUGUUUGCUCUUAAGAUCCUAAACUCAACCAACUCAUGGUCACUGCAGCCAAGGCUGCUUUUAAUCGUCAUAUUCCCAACCAGCCCCUCCUUGGCGAACAUGAUGUUCAGCAGAGCACUUCUUCUCAUUUGCUCUUCUGUCACUUGGGCCAGGAAAUUGCUAGUACUCCCAAGGAAUCUCCUUUUGCUUUUGCCCUGCUGUGUUUGUCCCUCAGAUAUCUGAGUGGUUGAAGUCCCACUUGAGGACCAAGGCCUGUGAAUGUGAAACUGCUUCUAGCCAUCUGUAGAAAGACUUAUCAACUUGUUCUUUGUUGUCAGGUGGUCUCUAGCAAACACCCACAGGUAUGUCCACCAUACCUGUCUGCUCUUUAACCUUUACCCGUAAGCUCUCAGUUGGCUCACUGUCUGUCCUAAGGCAGAGCUCCGUGCAUUCCAGCUAUGUUUUUACACAAAUGGAAACUUUUCUACCUCACCUCAUCUUCAUGGCCCAUCCUUCCUGAAGGGCCUGUAUUCCUCCAUUGCAACACUCCAGUCAUGCAAGCCAUCCUGGCAGUUGAGAACUGUAUUGGAAACCAGUUGCUCAGUUUAUGUGGAGAGCCAGCAAAAAUGUUGUACUGAAUGUACUGAAAAAUGUUUUUGCUUCCUCAGCCUUGGGAAAAACCGCUGUAAAGUGGGCGUAUGAAAAUCCUGUUUUAACUAAUUGCUCAGUAUGUUCAAAACUGCAGUGCUCCAUUUGUACAACGUUGUGUUGAUAGAAAGCCAAACAUCAGCACUUCCUAUUUAAGAAGGAUUUGAUGCUCAUGAAAGAUGUUUGUUGAGGUAAGGAUGGAAGACUUGUUCAAAAAUCAGGUACUUGGCUGCCAGUGGCUAUUGGCCCUAACAUUUUUUUCUCCUGUGUCUUCACUUUUGAAAGAAGCAGUUACAUAUUUUGUUUCCAUGUCCUGCAGCUGAGGUUAUAUGGUAAUGAAGUUACCUAAGCAAUGUUAGUAUAGGUAAUCAUUCCUUAUGGGUCUUAGGAUAUUCUGCAACCUUACAGGAGAGUGGUGAGGUGCUGGCACAGCUGCCCAGAGAAGCUGUGGGUGCCCCAUCCCUGGAAGCGCUCAAGGCCAGGUUGGACGGGGCCCUGGGCAGCUGAGCUGGUGGGUGGCAUCCCUGCCCACGACAGGGGUUGGGACUGGGUGGGCUUUGAGGUCCCUUCCAACCCAACCCAUUCUGUGAUUCUAUGAUUCUGUGAAAAAAAUGACAUUAAACACUGUAUUUGUGAAGGAAGUGUAUCAUGCUACAGUCAAUUACUGUUGUAUCAAUGCUGUAUUGUAUGAGUUUGCUUUUGUGAAUUACAGACCAAUAUGAUAAAAUUUUCUGCAAAGCACUGAAGCAUGUGCUGUGUUUUGUACUUAAGUUUUAAUCAAGUGCUUAAGGUGGCUUGCUGCCUGGUAGAAUCUACUUGAUUAAGAAGCUCUCCUUGCUGCAAAUCUUACGUGUACUCCUGUUACAGCGUUUGAAUAGUUUAAUUUACAUAAUGAACACCUUAGUCCUUCGACUAGGAGUAUUUUUCUUUUGAGUCAUAUUUAAUAAAACACUCUCUUCUAAUAUCUAUUUUUAUUAAAAAGAGUAAUUAUAUGCUGUCUUCUGAUUGCUAUACUAUUUGUAAAGACUUUGAAAACAGUUGAUUUGGGAAACACUAAGCUAGGUAGCAAAAAAUUUAAAACAUCUGCAGAAUAAUCAGGGGCUGAUGAUGAAUCCACUUUUGCAAGCCACUUAUUGCCAAAGUAAUAAUGCUUCCGCAGGGAGAAAUGGCUUAUCUAAAAUUAAGCAGGAUUACUAGUUGUCUUGUAAUGUCAGUCCCCUCUGUUCAUUGUCUGCUACAAAUGAGAGCCUCUGCCUGAAAGAAAGUGACGAAACGUCUGCAUUAUUACACAUGAAUGCAAAUAAGUGCCCUGAUUUUUCAGAAAUGCACAAAAAUCAGGUCAUUUAGGUGCCAAAGGCAUGGAGACAACCGUUUAAGUUUUUGAACAAGAAACCAGUUGAGAUUUAAAGAAAAAUGUCUGAAAUCUGCAUCUUAGUGCUGAUGACAUUAUAAAUACCUUGUACUGAACUAAAUACUGUUAAAAUAGUGUUUUGCAGCUUCAGUGUGUAGAAUGUAACAUCGAUGUGCUGGUGAAAUGGCUUUCCCUUAGCCUCCUUUACAAGAUACCAUCACUGUCAUGGAUUUAUGUACUGCCUUGGAUGUUUCCGUUACUUCAAAAGCAGAUGUAAGACAGAACAAAGCUGACUUGAUAAAUAAGUUUUUGAUAGGUUAUAGGUUUUCUGAUGGUGCAUAAAUGCCAUUGAGAUGGAAGAUGUUGUCUUUCCUUCAUUUUAUUAAAGCUGGUUCUCAAA